UCACCAAGUCUUCUAGUAUUACCAAUCUAUCCUAAGUCUUCGACUACUAGGUUGCACCCUAACAUAAACUAAUCGUUAACUCGUGUAAUGCACGGAAUAGUUAAAUAAAAAUUAAAUGUACUUAUUUUGCUUAAAGGUUUAUGACUUAACUUUAAAAAAUAUAUAACUUGAAAAUAAAUGAAAAUAAGUAAUUUUUUUUCAAUAUAAUAGUUUAGAAAAAUUCUUUUUCUUUUGUAUCAUUGGUUCCACAUAACACAUUUCGGUGUAGGUUAUUUUAUGAUGAUGACUUCACAUAAUGCUCAACUGCAAUUAAAUCUACUAUUUAUCACUAAUCUAAUCUAUAUUAUCUUGAUAGUAGAUAUACAAUUUGCAUUCUCAUAUCCUUAGAUCUUUCUAUGGUUUUAUAUUAUUAUCUAUAUAUAAUAUAAAAUCAAAAUUUUUGACUUUUUGAGAGACUCAGGUUAGAAUUAGGAGUAAAAAAAUAAUUAUAAUUUUUUUUAAUUAGACCUCAAGUUAUAAUUUUUUAUAAAAUUUUUAAAAGGACUCACUUUAGGUUUCAAAAAGAAAAAAGAAAAGACUCACAUAAAAAACAAAAAAAAAACAAAAAAAAACUUUAGGAUUAAGGAAAAAAGAGAGACUCCUAUUAGGUUUCAAAAAAGAAAAAGAAAGAAGGACUUACAUUUAAAAAAAAAAAAUUAGGAUUAAGGAAGAGAGAGAGAGAGAGACUCGUGUUAGGUCUCUCUCACUAUUUAGUUUAAAAAAUUAUAAUUUUUUUAUAAAUUAAAAUGAUGAUGUGGAAAAUUGUGAAAGUUUCAGAGGAUUCGAUUAUAUAUAUAUAUAUAUAUAUAUAAGAUUCUUCGAUUAUGCGCUACCAUUUAUAUAGUAGUACUUGUUACUAUAGAUAAGAUUCUCCUAGUAUUACCUACUGUGGGGGGGUAUAAAACCGGGAAACCCAUGUUAAUGUCUGUGCUGGGCCCAAGGCCCGAUCCAAGGAAGGCCCACCCCUUGGCCAUGGGAAGGAUCCUCCUCGGCCAUAAAUGUAGCCGAGGGCAAAGGGAGCAACUCGGUCCUGGUAAUGACAUUCCGGGUCAUUUCGCCGAGGAAAAGUACUAAAACGACAAAGAACAAGGGAAAGACUGCUCUUACUGCAAUUAAGUACUCUACACCUGACAGAGCCAUACUUUUCAGUUUUUACAACCACCCCCAACCACUUUGGGUAUGGGUUGAUGGGACAAGUACCAGCCCUAUAAAGCUGAACCUACACGUGGACGUUGGAGGGAUGGAAAAAGCUAGUAUAAAAGGAGGAAGAAGCAGUCCAGAAAGGGGACGGAGACCAGAUCCAAGAACCAGAGCCACCUAGGUCGUGCCGAGGAGAAAGUCUUCUUGGAUAAGCUCUGUUCACCUUUGUGCAAUCAUAAGGAACACCAUGACUAACGAUUGUCCGUUCACCAAGGCCUAACCUUUUAACCCACUCUUUACAAAUUCAUUGUAUUGGGCCCGUUGGUCCAAGAUCCCACCCACCGUGUGGUAUUGGGCUGAAAAACGAGAUCCUACACCCACAUAUCCUAAGUCUCCAACUACUAGGCUGCAUCCUAAUGAUAGUUACUAUAGAUAAGAUUCUCUGAUUAUGCGCUACCAUUAUAUUAGUACUUGUUACUAUAAUUACCAAGUAUUGUUAAUACCUACUCCCCAUCUAUAUGAUAGGAUUGGUUUUCCUCCAAUGUUUUUGUGAAUUGGUUGUAUCUGGAAACGACAUGUGUCUUAAAAUAACCACAUUUUAGCUUGGUAUGCCAUUUGGUGUUUUUGGACAGAAGCCUCUCCCAUGCUUAAAUGAUAUGGUAGGGGCUUUGAUGUGUUUGGUUAGCGAGAAUGAUUUUCAUAAAUUGAUAGCAAGAACUUAUCAAUUUUAUAAUGAAUUUUUAAUAAUAAAAAAAUAGUGGUAUUAAUAUUAUAGUGCCCGUAUGCCACCAAGCAAAAUCACUAAUAAGACUUUUAGUUUAUUAAAACAUAAGAAUUCCUACAACAUUUUGGAUCGGAUUGAACUUGGUAUGUCUCACAAAAAAGCGAACCAAAAAAAGAAUAAAGAAGGUUGGCAGCCAAAGCUGCUUUCAUAGGAUUAUCAAUUACUAUGUGAAAUCUAGGAAUUAGUCUUUUUUUUUUCUUGCUCUGAAGAAUAGGUCAAUUAAAUCAUCCACUUUUACAGGGACAUAUGAGAAAAGAGAGAUCAUACAACUAUUUUCAUUGACAUCCUAGAGUUCCCACAAGUCGCGUCAUUGAAAAAUUCUACCAAGCUCUGUUGAUUGACCAUUAAGAUUUUUGUUCCAACAGGAGAAUUCGUUUCUCCUAUUUUUUUUUUUCAUUCAACAAAAUUGUUGAGUGAGACAUUCUCUCUAUUUUUUUUUUUUGGGUGAAAUGGAUGAGUUUUUUGGUGGGAUGGAUGGUAGGUUUAGAGUCUCUUUAACAGAAUCGACAAUGAUGUGCAUUGUGCACCAAGCAAUGGAUAAAGCACAUGAGAAAGUAAAAUCCAAAGAAGGUGUUGUGGAGCGCUUGAAUGAGAUAUCAAAAUUCUACGAGUUGGCGGUAAUGCAGUUAGAAGGAUGUCUGAAGUUUGUGCAAGAUGAGACAGACAACUGCGUACUUGACAGCGAUCAGGAGGAGGUGCUCGCGGACUUAACAAAAAUUAGAGACCGCCUUCAAGGCCGUCUUAAGGAGUCGGAGCUAGCUAUUUCAGAAAAGGACAGAGAGUUAACAGAGAGAAUGGAAAAUGAAUUGAAGCUUAAUCAAGCAUUGGAACUAAAAGAAAGAGAAUUGGUUUCGUUGCGGGCUAAACUUGAGCUUGAAAGAACAAAGAGUGAAGGGAUUGAGGAGUUUGUUCUUGGGGAUGAAGAUAGAGAUGGUGAAUUUUGUGAACUGAAGCAUUCAGUGGAUCAACAGGUACGGAAUAUCAAACAAAAACUUGGGCCUGAUUACAAAUUAAUAGGUGAAGAAAGAAAUAGAGGUAUUGACAACAAAAAGAUUGAACAAAUGGGCUUAGACAUAGAUAUGUUGAAGGAAACUUUAGACCUUGCUUUUGCAAAGAUGCAAAGUGCUAUUUUUUUGUCACGGAUGGGGCCAAUAGAGCAGCAAUGGAGGUGGUCUAUAGAGAAAGAUACAAUUUAUGUGUUGAUUAAAGGGUUAAUGAGGAAUUUCCAAGAGAGUUUUGAAGCAAAAGUGAAGAAGCAAGUUCUUAUUGGCUUGAAUGAGCAUUGGUCUGAUUUGAUGAAUGAAGUUGCAAGCUUGCGUUGUGAACUAGAGCCACUUUGUAGUCAAAAUGACAUGCAGGGGAGUAGUGUUAAGGCACAUAAUGCUUCAGCCGCUCCAUCACUUGCAGGAGGCAAUAAAAUUUCUAAUGUAGAAGGAGAAAAGUCUUCACCUGAAAAUGAAUGCAAUAGAACACGAAAAUCCUCCUUGAAAGUUGAAGAGGCAGAUCAUAAGGAAAAGCUUACUGAGAAGGAACAAGAAGUGGAUGAAAGUCACCAUGUGGCUAAGAUGAUAAAAAAUCAUGAGUCUUUUAUUCAGAAAAAAAGUGAAGAGCUGAAUUGGCUUAAGCGAGAAAUUCUUCGAGAAAAAGAGUUUUCAUUCAGGAGAGAAAAGGACACUCAAAGCCUGAAAAGAAGAAUCCAAGAAGUUGUUGUGAGAUUGGACAAUUUAAUGGAUUGGAAUACUAAGCUGGGAAAAACUUUAGGCUACCAUGAAGCUGCACAUGGGGAUGAGAAUUUUCUUGAGAAGAGGGAAUUACAAUUUCGAGAGAACACUGAUAAUUUGGCAGAUGUCUGGGAGAAGAUUGAUAAAGUUACAGUUUCUUAUGUAUUACGGGAAGAGCAACGAAAUGAGAUAUGGAGGCUAAGACAAGACAAAGAAGAUGCAUAUUUGCAAACCAUGAUAAUGGAGGAGAUCCAUAUUACCCUUCUCAAAGGUUUGAUGAAAGAAGUUAACAUUGAAUCAUACUACUAUGAUUUAGAGAACUUGAUACGCGAGGACAUAUAUAAAGACGUGUUCAGGGAAAUGGUAAGGCAGUGGAAUGAGAACUUUGAAAGUGACAAAAUUGAUGCCCAGAUUAGAAAAGAGAUAUUUUUCAUCGUCUUUAGCGAGGCAUUGAAGAAUUAUGGCUCAAAUCGUGACUUUGCAUUAUUGGAGUUUCAAGAUAUCGGGGCUGUUAGUAAUUUGGUAGAAGACUCAACAUCUACUAACAAGUUAUUUAGUGUAGAGGGUGCUGUAGGGGAGGAUUUACAGGCAGCCUUGUUCGGGGAAAUUUUUAAAGAACAAAGCAAAUGCGCAGAAGGUUAUAUCACUGAAAGCUUGAAUAGAGAAGAGAUAUAUAGGGUAGUCUUUAGUGAAACCAUCAAAAGUAUUGUUAGCACUGCCAAUACCAGGGAGUUUUUCCUAAGUGCAGAAAGUCUUGUAAAGGAGGAUGUCUGUAUGCUUUUAUCUAGGGAGAUGGUGAAGGAAUUGAAGAUGGGCAUAGAUGCAUAUAAUAUGGAGAGUCUAAUAUGGGAAGACAUAUUUAAGUUUGUCACUGUAGAGGCAGUGAAAGAUGCCUUUGUCUUGCAUAGAGAAGAUGAGUCCCGAAUUCAAGACAAUCUCAAUGGAGACAUGCUCUCUCCUAAUGGGAUAUAUAAUGAUCUACAGGAUACUGGAGAGGGGAAUUUAAUGCAACAACUAGAUUCUCUAUCACAAUCUUUUCAGUUGGAGGAAAAUCUGAUGCUAAGUGCAAGUUCUGAAUUAAAGGAAUACACUACACAGCUUGACCUUUUGGGCUUGAAAAGUGAAGAGAUAGAUGGGCAUCAGAUAUUUGAAGGGUUUCCAAUUGAUGAGGAACACACUUUCAGUUCAGUAAGCGGUAAGCUAGAGAAGGCCUUGCAACAAUUGGUCUCGAGUAAGUCACUAUUAGGUGAAUUGGGAUCUUGUUUAGGUGUUGGCAUUGGUGAUUUAGAAGAGGGUCAUGAUCAGAUGACUCCUAGAGUUGGUGUUCAACAUGUUGGACAGCCCUCCUUUCACUCUUUAAAAGAUAAUGAAGAGGAGCAGUUAGAUACACCAGUUUCUAUCUUAUCACCUCUCCUGGGAUUUAUGCAAGCACUAGUGGAUUUUGAGCACAUGGUACACAAAAAUUUAAGGAUGAACAUUCUGAGGUUGGAAGAAGUGAAGUACAAUUUAGAUCCGCUUAUUGCGCUAGUGGCCUCUUUGAGAAAUAAGGAAUUGCUUUACCGGAAGGCCUUUUUUAGGAAAUGCCAGAAUCUGCAGAAGGCUGAAGUUGAGGUAGAUUUGCUAGGUGAUCAAGUGGAUGUCCUUCUAGGCCUACUUGAGAAGAUAUACACAACACUGCAGCACUAUUCACCAGCUUUGCAGCAGUACUUUGAGGUCUCUGACAUUUUGAAUUUGAUUAAGAAGGAACUAACUGGAAGAGCUGUUCAUAUAUCCAAUUAGACUGUGUAAACUGUGAUUCAUUUCUAUUCUUCUACUGCUUCUCUUCCCUGACUUCAACACUGUUUGAACGCUGCAUCGCCACCCUCUUUACAG
Molecule: messenger RNA, 5556 nt
Organism: Quercus robur (English oak)
Lineage: Eukaryota; Viridiplantae; Streptophyta; Magnoliopsida; Fagales; Fagaceae
Product: WPP domain-associated protein
Exons: 5
Coding region: 2413-5463 (1016 amino acids)
Source: RefSeq, a predicted model, not a curated record